AGAGAGACAUUUCUGAUCUCGUUUUCUUUUAAUAUUUGUUUCCAAAUAGAAAAAGGUAUCUGUUGUGCGAGCAGCAGGAGUUACGAUGACGCAAGGUAAACACGGGGUAAAGUGCCACGGAAAACAUCACGAUCAACUACAAAACAAUCGGUGGAGCGCAGAAUUCUCUAGAUACUUAAGUUCAGAAAGUAGAUUGCGGUGCUUAUCGGUUCGAGAGCCAGCGGUCAAAAUGAAUCGCGUAUCCACACAGAAGAAGGAGGGCAAAAUGAGGAUCCGUGCCUUUCCGAUGACGAUGGACGAGAAGUACGUCGAGUCGAUAUGGUCUCUGCUGAAGAACGCCAUCCAGGAGAUCCAGAAGAAGAACAACUCCGGGCUGUCGUUCGAGGAGCUGUAUCGUAAUGCGUACACAAUGGUCCUGCAUAAGCACGGCGAGCGGCUGUACAGCGGACUGAAGGAGGUCGUGACGCAUCACCUGGAAACGAAGGUGCGCGAGGAGGUGCUGCGCAGCUUCAACUGCAACUUCUUGCAGACACUGAACCAGUGCUGGAAUGACCACCAGACGUCGAUGGUGAUGAUUCGCGACAUCCUGAUGUACAUGGAUCGCGUCUACGUGCAGCAGAACGACGUCGAUAACGUGUACAAUCUUGGGCUAAACAUUUUCCGGGAUCAGGUCGUGCGUUAUCCUCGCAUCCGAGACCACAUGCGCGAAACACUGCUCAACAUGGUGAUGUGCGAGCGGAAGGGAGAAGCGAUCGACCACAUCGCGAUCAAGAACGCGUGCCAGAUGCUGAUGGUGCUCGGUAUCAACCAGCGCUGGGUGUACGAGGAGGACUUCGAGCGCCCGUUCCUGACCCAGUCGGCCGCGUUCUACAAGCUCGAGUCGCAGAAGUUCCUCGGCGAGAACAGUGCAAGCGUGUACAUCCGGCGGGUGGAGGCGCGCAUCACCGAGGAGGCCGAGCGGGCCAAGCUGUACCUGGACGAGAGCACCGAGAGCCGCAUCGUGGAGGUGGUGGAGGACGAGCUGAUCAAGAAGCACAUGCGCACGAUCGUCGAGAUGGAGAACUCGGGCGUGGUGUACAUGCUGCAGAACACCAAGACCGAGGAUCUGGCCUGCAUGCACAAGCUGUUCUCGCGCGUCAGCGGCGGCCUGAAGACGAUCGCCGACUGCGUGUCGCAGAACCUUCGCUCGCUCGGCCGCGAUCUGGUGAAGGAGGAGGAAAAUGGUAGCACCAACCCGAUCACGUUCGUGCAGAACCUGCUAGACCUGAAGGACCGCUCCGAUCACUUCCUGAUUCACUCGUUCAACAACGACAAAACAUUCAAGAACAUGAUAUCGUCCGACUUUGAGCAUUUCCUCAACCUCAACAGCAAGUCGCCCGAGUACUUGUCGCUGUUCAUCGACGACAAGCUGAAGAAGGGCUGCAAGGGGAUGUCGGAGCAGGAGAUUGAGACCAUUCUGGACAAAACGAUGGUCCUAUUCAGAUACUUGCAAGAAAAGGACGUGUUCGAACGCUACUACAAGGCCCAUCUGGCCAAGCGUCUGCUAUUGAACAAGUCGGUCAGCGAUGAUUCCGAAAAGAACAUGAUAUCAAAAUUAAAGACUGAAUGCGGUUGUCAAUUUACCUCAAAAUUGGAAGGGAUGUUCAAAGAUAUGUCCGUCUCGAAUACGGUGAUGGAAGAGUUUAAGAAUCACAUCAACAACGACAACUCGGCACUGGAGGGUGUCGAGUUGACGGUUCGGAUUCUUACCACCGGUUUCUGGCCGACACAGUCCGUGACACCGAACUGUAACAUCCCGCUAGCACCACGGAAAGCCUUCGAAACGUUCAAGCGUUUCUAUCUGGCGAAACACUCCGGGCGGCAAUUAACCCUGCAGCCACAACUCGGCACGGUCUAUAUGAAUGCUGAAUUCUACGGCGUGAAGGCGGAAAAGGAGAAGGGCGAAGGAAACUGCAGUAGCACAGCGCCAUCUUCCGGCACUAGCAGUGCCCCGACUGGUUCAUCGGCCACGCAGGACGCUCCGAAGCGACACGUGCUUCAGCUUUCCACCUAUCAGAUGUGCGUCCUAAUGCUGUUCAACAACCGCGAGCGGAUGACGUACGAGGACAUCCAGCAGGAAACGGACAUCCCCAGCAAAGAUCUGAUCCGCGCACUCCAGUCGCUGUCGAUGGGCAAACAGCAGCAGCGGCUUCUCGUUCGGACGCCGAAAACGUCCAAGGACAUCGUAUCGACCGACGAGUUCUACGUGAACGAUGCAUUCGUGUCCAAGUUCCACAAGGUGAAAAUUCAAACGGUCGCCGCCAAGGGUGAAUCAGAGCCCGAGCGUAAGGAAACUCGAAGCAAGGUGGACGAAGAUCGCAAACACGAAAUAGAAGCGGCAAUUGUGCGCAUUAUGAAAGCUCGGAAGAGAAUGCCACACAACCUGCUCGUGUCGGAUGUGACUACGCAGCUGAAAAGCCGAUUCCUGCCGUCGCCGGUGAUCAUCAAGAAGAGAAUAGAGGGCUUAAUCGAGCGGGAAUAUCUUGCCCGUACGCCCGAGGAUAGGAAAAUCUAUGUGUAUCUAGCUUAAACAACCAGGGGAUCGUCGUGUGAGCAACAAGAGAUCAUGUUGUAAUGGGACAGAUUAUAGAUAUAUUCAUAGAGAGAUAUAUUUCGCAGCAGUACUAACGAUAAUAAGCACGCAUGGAAACGCAUAUUGGUUACAAUCUCAUGCCAAACCCCCCCGUCCGAUGACAACGGAAGGGACGUGUCGUGGACGGGACAGCAUAUUUUUUGUGCCGCCUACCUGUACCGGUGUGUUUUUCUUUCACCUGGCUAAGGAUUAGGCUAACAAGGCAUGCAUUGGGACACCCAAAUGGAAACAAAUCUAAAUUUUCUGGACAUGAAAGAGCACUGGUCUUUAAUUGUCUCUCAAGAAAAUUUAUGGACACGCAUGUAGAAGGGCGAUUUGCUGAAUUCGGUGGAUGAUAGUACGUACGGUAAUAAGAACAAGUGAUGUUCUGGUAGGUUAUCUUUUGGGCCAGGAAGGGAAUGCAUUGAAAGAGAAAGCUUCUAAUACGAUUUGCUGUACAUGCUGGCCGUUUUCAUUAUCCUCUGUAAAAUUAUCCAGCAAAAAGUGAAAAACUAAGAUGAUUGACACGAUUUUCCGUAAGUGUUCAACAUAUACUCUGGGAGGCGGAUGGGAGCCGUGCUCUCUCGUCAGAUUGCCCCCUUCAUUUUUGUAGUUAUCUUCCUUGUUAAAGCGGAACAAGAUGUGUGUGUGUUUUUUUAAAAAUCGUUUAUUGUACCGCAAUUAUAAGUUGCUUUGGCAAGAAUGAAAGCGGGGAUUCAUGAACUCAGCUGGAAUAAUGUGAACAAUGAAACAUUGCCCACAAGAUAUCAAUAUGAAACGGAAACUAUGCGUAACUUGCUCCUCCGAGUUGAAUUUGUCAAAGCUCAUAAUAAAACAAACAAACAAACAGACAAACGGUGUGGCCCAUACACACCCCAGCAUUGCGUGUUGAAGGGUACAACUACAGCAAAGUGUGAUCGUA
Molecule: messenger RNA, 3533 nt
Organism: Anopheles coustani
Lineage: Eukaryota; Metazoa; Arthropoda; Insecta; Diptera; Culicidae
Gene: Cul3
Product: cullin-3
Exons: 11
Coding region: 86-2569 (827 amino acids)
Biological process (GO): protein ubiquitination; ubiquitin-dependent protein catabolic process
Cellular component (GO): Cul3-RING ubiquitin ligase complex
Molecular function (GO): ubiquitin protein ligase binding
Source: RefSeq, a predicted model, not a curated record